GCGGUGAGCGCGCGGAGCCGAGUACCUCCAGCCGCAUCAUCCCGACUCUGACACCUUCCAAGUUCACGACUAUCGCGACCGACGGGAAUAGCUGAUGGCCCCUGGACGUGGAUUUACCGGCAUGGAGCUGCUGAGCGCCGGCGGAGCCUGCUGCGGAGAGGAGGAUUCCCCGUCACACUGACUGGAGUUGCUCCAUCGCAUUUCCAGGGGGCACUGCGCGCUGCGACCCCCGAAGUUUAGCAUGGUUGCCUGGGAUUCGGUGCUGCUGUGAGGGCGCCUACCUGCUGGAUCUGACCGCCGCCUUCCAUGCCCUCCAGCCCCGGACUUUACUUGCGGUAUUAGCCCCCGGCAGCAUCCAUGUCCUGAUGACGUCUGGCCCCCGGACCGAGGAUCCCUUGGCUUCUGCUGGCUCCAAUUAGAAAUGAGAUGUAAGGCAUCUUGCAGUCCAUGCACGCCUCCUCUUGCAAAUCGGCACCGUUCCUCAGUGACAGCCCUUUAAAUCCUAAAAUCCAAGAAAACAAAGGAAGCACAUUAUCAUGGACCUAAGGGAUUUUUACCUGUUGGCCGCUCUUAUUGCCUGCUUAAGGCUGGAUUCUGCGAUUGCCCAAGAACUUAUCUACACCAUAAGAGAGGAACUGCCUGAAAAUGUACCAAUUGGAAACAUACCAAAGGACCUGAAUAUCUCCCAUAUCAAUGCUGCCACUGGGACCAGCAGCAGCCUUGUAUACAGACUGGUUUCCAAAGCCGGUGACUCUCCUCUGGUCAAAGUGUCCAGUAGCACCGGAGAGAUCUUCACAACCUCCACCAGGAUAGACCGAGAGAAAAUCUGCGCCGGAGCAUCUCUUGCCGAUGAAAAUGAAUGUUUCUUUGAACUUGAAGUUGUCAUUCUCCCCAAUGACUUUUUCAGACUUAUCAAGAUAAAAAUAAUAGUCACGGACACCAAUGAUAACGCUCCUAUGUUCCCAUCAACUGUGAUUAACAUCUCCAUUCCUGAGAAUACUCUAAUAAACAGCCGAUUCCCAAUUCCAUCAGCAGUGGACCCAGACACCGGGUUCAACGGAGUGCAGCACUAUGGACUAUUAAAUGGACAAAGCGUCUUCGGACUGGACAUAGUGGAGACGCCAGAGGGGGAGAAGUGGCCACAGCUCAUAGUGCAGCAGGUCUUGGACAGAGAGCAGAAAGAUACCUAUGUCAUGAAAAUUAAAGUUGAGGAUGGCGGAAACCCUCAAAAAUCCAGCACUGCCAUCCUUCAAGUGACAGUAAGUGACGUGAAUGACAACAAACCGGUGUUUAAAGAAAGUCAAAUAGAGGUUCACAUUCCUGAGAAUGCUCCCACGGGGACCUCUGUAGUCCAGCUCCAUGCAACAGAUGCAGAUAUAGGGACCAACGCUGAAAUCAAAUAUAUUUAUGGUGCCCAAGUCACAUCUGCUACCAAAAGACUCUUUGCUUUAAACAACACGACUGGAUUAAUUACAGUUCAGAGAGCGCUAGACAGGGAAGAUACCGCAGUUCACAAGUUAACCGUCCUAGCUACAGAUGGCAGCUCCACACCGGCAAGGGCAACUGUCACCAUCAAUGUGACAGAUGUGAAUGACAACCCGCCCAAUAUCGAUCUCAGGUAUAUUAUAAGCCCUAUCAAUGGAACAGUGUAUUUAUCAGAGAAAGACCCGACCAACACAAAGAUAGCGCUAAUUACCGUGUCGGACAAAGACACCGAUGUGAACAGCAAGGUCAUCUGCUUUAUUGAAAGAGAGGUCCCCUUUCAUCUAAAAGCUGUCUAUGAUAACCAGUACCUUCUAGAGACCUCUUCCUUGUUGGACUAUGAGGGCACCAAAGAAUACAGUUUUAAAAUAGUGGCUGCUGACACUGGAAAGCCAAGUCUCAACCAGACAGCCCUGGUGAGAGUGGAGCUCGAGGAUGAGAAUGACAACCCUCCAAUCUUUACCCAGCCUGUAAUUGAGCUAUCUGUGUCUGAAAACAACCGCAGAGGUCUAUACUUAACUACUAUCAGUGCCACCGAUGAAGACAGUGGGAAGAACUCAGACAUUGUGUAUCAGCUUGGCCCUAAUGCUUCUUUCUUCGAUCUGGACCGGAAGACAGGAGUCUUGACAGCCUCCCGAGUUUUUGAUAGAGAAGAACAGGAACGUUUCAUUUUUACUGUCACAGCCAGGGACAACGGUACUCCCCCACUGCAGAGCCAAGCCGCCGUCAUUGUGACUGUCCUAGAUGAAAAUGACAACAGUCCCAAGUUUACGCACAACCACUUUCAGUUCUUUGUAUCUGAGAACCUACCAAAGUACAGUACAGUCGGCGUGAUAACAGCCACAGAUUCGGAUGCAGGAGAAAACAAAGCUGUCACACUUUCAAUACUCAACGACAAUGAGAACUUUGUCCUGGAUCCAUAUUCUGGUUUGAUCAAGUCUAAUGUGUCCUUUGACAGAGAGCAGCAAAGUUCUUACACAUUUGAUGUCAAAGCCGUAGAUGGAGGACAGACUUCACGUUCCUCCACGGCCAAAGUAACAAUCAAUAUAAUGGAUGCUAAUGAUAAUAGCCCUGUAGUUAUCUACCCUCCAUCCAAUACAUCAUUUAAGCUGGUGCCUCUUUCAGCCAUUCCAGGCUCGGUGGUUGCUGAGGUCUUCGCUGUUGAUAUUGACACUGGGAUGAAUGCUGAAUUAAAAUACACUAUUGUCAGUGGAAACAACAAAGGUCUGUUUCGUAUAGACCCAGUGACAGGCAACAUUACUCUAGAAGAAAAGCCUUCUUCAACAGAUAUAGGCCUGCACCGCCUGGUGGUCAAUAUAAGUGACUUAGGAUAUCCCAAGCCUUUGCACACUCUGGUACUUGUGUUUUUAUAUGUCAACGAGACCGCCGGGAAUGCUUCCUACAUUUACGAUUUGAUUCGCAGGACUAUGGAAACUCCUUUGGACAGAAAUAUUGGAGAUAGCAGUCAACCCUACCAAAAUGAGGAUUAUCUGACAAUUAUGAUUGCCAUAGUGGCAGGUGCCAUGGUGGUGAUCGUAGUCAUCUUUGUGACUGUUCUUGUUCGAUGCCGGCACGCGUCAAGGUUUAAAGCUGCCCAGAGGAGCAAGCAAGGGGCAGAGUGGAUGUCACCAAAUCAGGAAGGCAAGCAGAAUAAGAAAAAGAAAAGGAAGAAACGGAAAUCUCCUAAAAGUUCUCUGCUGAACUUUGUAACCAUUGAGGAAUCUAAACCUGAUGAUACUGUUCAUGAACCUAUCAACGGGACAAUUAGCCUUCCAGCCGAGCUGGAGGAACAAGGGAUUGGACGCUUUGAUUGGGGUACAGCUCCUCCAACCACCUUCAAGCCUAACAGCCCUGACCUAGCUAAGCAUUACAAAUCUGCCUCUCCGCAGUCUGCUUUUCAUCUAAAAGCAGAUACUCCGGUGUCGGUGAAAAAGCAUCAUGUGAUUCAGGAACUCCCUUUGGACAACACCUUUGUUGGGGGUUGUGACACCCUCUCCAAACGCUCUUCCACUAGUUCAGAUCACUUCAGUGCCUCAGAGUGCAGCUCCCAGGGAGGCUUCAAGACAAAAGGUCCCUUACACAACAGACAGGUAAACGAGCACUUUUACUGGUCUAUAAGUACUGCAUACAAGUGCCCAAUCAACCAGUAUUAAAGUGCCAGUAUGUCUUCAUACGGUCUUCUUUGGCUUGCUCAUGUUACCCAGAGGGAAAAAAAAUCAACCCCUUUAACUUUAUUUUGACUGAGUCUUGACUGACUUUGAAGGACUCAGAGAUCUGGAAUAUAUAUGCAUAUAUAUGUGUAUGCAUAUAUAAUUAUGUAUAUUCUUGAUUGUACUGUACCAUAUAUGUGCAUGUGAAAUCUCACAAUCCCACUGUAACACCUACACAGUAAUAAGAAAAAAAAUAAUAAUAUAUAUAUCUCUAAAGAAAAAUUACCCUGGACUUGCUAGCCUCACAAUACAUACGUCACCUAUGUUUCACUAUGCAGCCUUCAGAGGACUGGUUUUAACAUUUUUAUUUCAUGGACAUGAAUAAUAUGGUCUAAAAAAAAAAAAAAGGGGUUAACUUUUUUUUUACUCUUGCUGGAAAAUUGGAAAAUCUGUUGAUAUAUUGUUGUACUUUGCAAAAAGAAUUGUGAGAAGAUGCAUGAUUGGGUGCAAUUCACAUCUCGAGUGUUUUUUUUUUUUUUUAUAUAUAUAUAUAUACGUCAGCAAAGCUAAUAGCAUGCUAGUCAACACGUGCUUGCGGCUAAAUCAGCGUUCCGUGUGCAUUGAUACGCCGCGUGCCUUUAGCUGCACAGUAGCUUUCAUCAGUACAGGGCCUACAAAUAGUCUAUCAUUUGUCCUUAAUCCACGUUAUUUUUUUUUUAAAUGUCUGGCGAAAUCCGUAUUACCGUAGACUGUCAGUUAGAGUGCACUAGAAGAGCUUCCCUUGAAUGUAUGAGCACACAAGGUCAUAGAUAUGAAUUGUCCCCCCCCAUGUCCCCAAUAUGUCAUACCCCAAAGUUUCCUUAAACUGCCCCUGGGAGUGUGCGGAUUCUGCCACGUGCCGUCUUAUGCCCGCUCCUAUAAUGCAAACGUAUACUUUGAGGGAAUGGAUUUAUCCCAAUAAUUAGAGCAAAAUUAUGCAGAACCAAAUCAAUCCAUUGUAAAUAUUUCUUCAUCUAAGCAAAGGCAAAGCAAUCUGUCAAAGCUCAUUUUAGCUGUGAAAUUUGCCAUCUAAAGAGGGAUUAGUGAGCAGGGAAACUCAUAUUUUACAAAAUCCAGCAUUAGCUUUCAGUCCAAUAAUUCCCUACUAAUAAAGAUUUAAACGCAGAGCUGUCUAAUUUAUUUCAUUGAGACUUGUCUGCUGCCUGUAAAUGAGCGGCACGGAACGGCCUGUAGAUGGCAGUAAGGCUCUAUGUGGGCUGUGCUGGCUCGGCGCCAG
Messenger RNA from Bufo gargarizans (Asiatic toad), 4908 nucleotides. It is a transcript of the gene PCDH9, whose product is annotated as protocadherin 9. The record is from RefSeq and is a predicted model, not a curated record. Gene Ontology annotation, biological process: homophilic cell-cell adhesion. Gene Ontology annotation, molecular function: calcium ion binding. The coding region runs from base 537 to 3635 and encodes 1032 amino acids. NCBI's taxonomy places the organism in Eukaryota, Metazoa, Chordata, Amphibia, Anura, Bufonidae. Gene Ontology annotation, cellular component: plasma membrane. The transcript has 2 exons.